Molecule: messenger RNA, 1206 nt
Organism: Dacryopinax primogenitus
Lineage: Eukaryota; Fungi; Basidiomycota; Dacrymycetes; Dacrymycetales; Dacrymycetaceae
Product: cytochrome P450
Exons: 7
Coding region: 1-1206 (401 amino acids)
Molecular function (GO): oxidoreductase activity, acting on paired donors, with incorporation or reduction of molecular oxygen; iron ion binding; monooxygenase activity
Source: RefSeq, a predicted model, not a curated record
AUGGGCAACAAAGCGCCAUGGGAUAAGUUUCAGGAGACGGUCGACGCUCUAGCUCCACUUGGUCCCAAUGUCUUUGCAACGAAGCAAAAUGAAUGGCCGAGGCACCGAAAGGUUGUUUCUCCGGCAUUUAACGGUCUCUUGUAUCAGGCGGUCACGACCGAAACAAUAGCGACUUACUAUGACUGCCUUGCUACCCAGAAGUGGGAAAAGGAGCGAGAGUUCAUCAUGUCUGAUGUCCCCGCUAUAACCUCAAAGUUCGCACUUUAUCUUGUGGCAAAAUGUGGCUUUGGCAUUCACUUGACCUGGAACGAAGAAGUUGGCGAGCGAGUUGAUGGCAAGUCUCUUCCAGAAUGCUUCGAUGUGACCAGCAGAUCUGUUGUAUUUCUGUCUCUCCUUCCCCGCUGGAUGAUUCGUUCGCCAAUUCCUGCAAUGCGUCGUCUUUAUGAAGCUAGCAACAUUUUGGAAAAGAUCGUCCAGGACAUAAUCGACAAGCGUCGUGCCGAGGGUUUGGGAGAUGAGAAACAGGCGAAGGAUAUAUUCAGCAUGCUUCUUUCGGCGAACGACCUGGAGAAAGGGAGCGCUGGAGCACUUUCUGACCGGGAACUGGUUAGCAACGUGUUCUUCUUGCUAUUGGCUGGACAUGAAACAACGGGCAAGGCUCUUGCGGCAACUCUCGGAGAACUGGCCUGCAAUCCUCAUCACCAGCAGCGCGCGUACGAAGAAGUCAUGUCUGUCCUUCCGGACGGUAGGGACCCGAGCUACACCGACAUAGAUCGACUCCCAUUCGUCCAGGCUUGCUUUAUGGAAGGCCUGCGAAUGUUUCCCAGCGUUCCGAACACAAUGCGGGGUCCUAUUGAGGACACCGUCCUGCAAAACAAGCAAGGUGGCAUUACACCGUUUCGUGUCCCGAAAGGAACUCCGGUUACACUAGACUUCUUUGGGCUUUCUUACAAUGAAAGGGUCUAUCCGGAGCCUGACACAUACAAACCCGAACGCUGGCUCGACCCCAAGACGGAACCUCUAUCCACCUUCUCAUACGGGCCGCGCGUUUGCAUCGGAAAACGCUUUGCGAUGGUGGAGUCCACAUGCUUGCUUGCAUUGCUGCUCCUGGCAUGCAUCAUGGGGGAGAACGUGGAAUCCGUUGUUGGGUUCGGACACAAACGCUUCGCGCUGUCCUUCACUCGUCGCAAUGCGACUACCCGUUAG